AAGCCGUUUGGACACACACUUCCUCAUCCGAAGCUAAACCACACUUCGAGUAAAAUGUACGCCUGCUGCGUGCUGGGUUGUACAAAUAGCCGUUCUAUCGCUGGCAAACUGAAAUUUUACAGACUACCAACCGCAUACCGACCGUUUCAGGCCAACCGGCGGUGUUUGUGGGUAGAAGUGCUCCAGAAAGUGAAUGGCAGCGCGGAGGAGCUCAAAGAAAAUGCUCGCAUUUGUGGCGCUCAUUUCAUAUCAGGACAACCGUCCAUGGAUCAGGACAAUCCCGACUUUGUGCCUUCUGUGUUUACAAACGUGAAGAACAGCCCGCGCCCCACGAACCCAAGCAGAAGGAUUUUCAAAGGACGUAGAAAACGCCACUGGGGUCACCGAAAAAACGACAAGUCAGAGGGAACGCCGACCAAAGAUGUUGCGUUCUCGGUGCAGCAGCCUUCAAUGGAAACUGCUGAACGUGAACCUUCACAAGAGAUGCAGACCACAGCUUGUGCAAUGGCAGAAGAAACUAAGCGUGACACUGAAAUGAAAGAAACCCCGUCCACUCCUUUUGACAAAACGCCGUCACCCUUAGUGACCGCGGGUAAAAUCAGUCCUGUGGUGCUCCUUAAGCACAUCGUUGCUCCAUCAGGCGCUUAUAUGUGUGAGUUGUGCAAUGAAAGCUUCUCUACGGUCGGACAGCUUGUCCAACAUAAAUAUCAGCAUGAAAGACAAAGGUCUCCUAGUGAUGAAGGUCAGGAUAAGAUCCCUGUCUGUGUUUUUGCGGAACGAGAAGAGCCUUCCUUUCCAUGCAACAUAUGCGAUCGAACUUUCACCGAUCGCCAUAGUUUGAAGCGCCACAAACUGCUCCAUGUGAAAGACGGCAGGAAGUGCCAGAGGUGCGGCGUGCUGUUCUGUCGGCUUCACAAACGCACGCUGUUGGUGGCUCAGCCGGUGCCCGCAAGCGUCUCGAGCGACUCAGGCGAGUGCGACGAAGUUUGUCCUGUCAUCGAAUCGCGGUAUGUGCUUGAACCGGGCGAGGUUGUGGAGCCUGUUGAAGACUUCGACACUUCUUGGAAAUUUAUCCCCCUGCUAAAACACUCUAUUCGUAAAGUCAGUGAAGCCCAAGCACCGGCCUCAGACACGGAACUGGAAAUAGUGCCUGAAACGCCACCACCGCCUCUCUCUCUUCCCAUUUGUCCAGAAGCCAAUCCCUCUGAAAACACAGCUCCCAAACCACAAAAAGUGGACAACUCUGAAUCCCUCCCACGACCUUGUCUCUAUCCACACCCAAAGCUUCCCCCGGCACUACGGAUGUUUUCUCAUCAGUGCCUCACCUCAGCAUUUUUCGAGGUUCAAAGAAACUACGAAUAUAUUUUUAGCAAGGGAACGGAUGUCCCAAGUGAGAGCGCUGUCAAAAAGGAGCCACCUGAGACAGUGGCGGAUCUCCCUCCAGAUGUGCCAAACGAUGAGCCGCAAGUAAAGGAACCAACUGCUUUUGACAUGCAGAUUGUGCUCUAAACCUAAACCUUUCCAAACUGAAAUCGGAAACUGAAAUAUCUUUGGCAAAUGUCACAAUCCACUGCUGUUAUAUUUUAAAGCUGCUACUUGUUGAAAUUUUGACCGACUGCCGAUUUGUAACCACUUGGUCAAAUCAUUCUGCCUGUAUGAACAAAGACUAUAUUUACCCCUUGGUAAUACAAGGCAUUAACCAGUUCUAAUAAAUCAUUGUGA
Messenger RNA from Phycodurus eques (leafy seadragon), 1722 nucleotides. RefSeq lists its product as uncharacterized. Bases 55 to 1509 code for a protein of 484 amino acids. Gene Ontology annotation, biological process: regulation of transcription by RNA polymerase II. The record is from RefSeq and is a predicted model, not a curated record. The transcript is spliced from 4 exons. Gene Ontology annotation, molecular function: RNA polymerase II cis-regulatory region sequence-specific DNA binding; DNA-binding transcription factor activity. NCBI's taxonomy places the organism in Eukaryota, Metazoa, Chordata, Actinopteri, Syngnathiformes, Syngnathidae.